Messenger RNA from Frieseomelitta varia, 863 nucleotides. Its product is annotated as transmembrane protein 208. The transcript has 5 exons. Gene Ontology annotation, cellular component: intracellular membrane-bounded organelle. Lineage: Eukaryota; Metazoa; Arthropoda; Insecta; Hymenoptera; Apidae. Gene Ontology annotation, biological process: vacuolar protein processing. The coding region runs from base 258 to 773 and encodes 171 amino acids. The record is from RefSeq and is a predicted model, not a curated record.
GAAAUUCAAAUUUCGAACGGUCGUGAAACAUAAUAAAUAUGAUGACUAUAAAAUUUAUGUAUCUAUAUUGAAUUGUAAAUUAUGAAAUGUUAACCUAGAGACUUUUCUCAUAUGACAUCUUUCACGUGGCUUUAACAAACCUUAAACGUUUUGAAUUUUUAUGAUAUCAAGUCUAUGUUAUAUAUUGAUCAUUAAACAGAUAUUAAUUAUUUAUAUAUAGAUAUAUCAAAUACUUGUACAUAUAAUUUACAAACAAAAUGACGGUCAAAAAAAUUAAAGCAGCAACAAAAGGUGCAAAACAAAUAGUAGAAGAAAAUAAAACAACAUUAAAUUUUUAUCAGAAUAUGAUCAUUGGCGCAAUAGCAAUAUAUUUUACUGUUACAAUGUUGUUCUUUAAUUUUUCAACAUUAUCAACAACAUUAACUGUAUUUUCUGCAAUUGUAUAUAUAGGAAGUUAUCAGUUUAUGAAAUAUAUAGCACACGCAACAUAUUCAGAAUCUGGACAGCUUUUAGAUUCUGGAAUUGAUCUUAAUAUGGAAGGAGGUAUAGCAGAACAUGUAAAAGAUUUAAUUAUAUUAACUUCAGGAGUACAAGUACUUUCUCUUAUAUCAAAUUAUUUUUGGUUGUUAUGGUUCCUUGUACCAUUGAGAGGAGGUUGGAUGCUAUGGAAGCAAAUAUUAGCUCCAUGGUUUUUUGCUUCUGCUCCAGAGCAACCUGAGAUUAGUGAGAAAAAACAACGGAAGUUGGAAAAAAAGAUGGCUAGGCGGCAUUAAUAUUUUCAUGAGAAAUAAACAUGCAUUUUGAAUAAAUAUUUAAAGAUUUUAUGGGUGCAGGAUAAAAUUGAGCAAGAUUAUAAAACAAAA